Molecule: messenger RNA, 1438 nt
Organism: Morus notabilis
Lineage: Eukaryota; Viridiplantae; Streptophyta; Magnoliopsida; Rosales; Moraceae
Product: exopolygalacturonase
Exons: 4
Coding region: 51-1235 (394 amino acids)
Biological process (GO): carbohydrate metabolic process
Molecular function (GO): polygalacturonase activity
Source: RefSeq, a predicted model, not a curated record
CAAAAAAACAAAAAACAAAAACGUUGUCGAAAAGAGAAAUCACAUGCAGGAUGGGUGUGCGAUUAAACGUGGCUGCAAUGACCUUGUUGGUGUUGUUUGCAUCCCAUGCAAACGCCCAAGUCUUCGACGUAACAGCGAAUGGUGCGAAACCCAACGCCGAUAGCACUCAAGCCUUGUUGACCACAUGGAAAGAGGCUUGUGCAUCGGCAACAAGAAGUAAAAUAGUGGUGCCGAAAGGGGUAUUCAAGGUAACACAAGCACUAUUUCAGGGACCUUGCAAGGCUCCCAUUGAGUUCAAUCUGCAAGGGACAUUGCAAGCCCCACCUGUCGGCGGCGGUUUCAAAGGCGGCGAUACCUGGAUUGGCUUCGAGCACGUCGACUUCCUUACUGUUUCCGGUAACGGAGUUUUCGACGGCCAGGGAAAGUCAGCUUGGGGUAAAAAAUGCGACCAUACCGAGUAUUGCGGCAAGCAGCUUCCCAUUAAUCUCAGAUUUGACUUCGUCACCAAUUCCCUAGUCCAAGAUGUGACCACCCUGGACAGCAAGCAAUUCCACGUCAACGUUUUGGGAUGUAAGAACGUAACGUUCCACAAUUUCCAUGUCAUUGCACCGGAAAACAGUGUCAACACAGAUGGAAUCCACAUUGGUCGCUCGACUGACAUCAAAAUUCUCAACUCAAUCAUCCAAACCGGCGACGAUUGUGUGUCGAUCGGCGACGGCAGCAAGCAAAUCUACCUCACCCAGGUCACGUGCGGUCCCGGACAUGGAUUUGGCAUAGGAAGCCUUGGAAAGUACUUAAACGAGCUGCCUGUUCAGGGAAUAUUUGUCACUGGUUGCACUCUCAAGAACACCCUGAACGGAGUCAGAAUUAAGACUUGGCCAAACUCCUAUCCCGGAACUGCUUCAGACAUACAUUUCGCGGACAUAACAAUGGAGAAUGUGGGCAAUCCUGUGUUGAUUGACCAAGAGUACUGUCCAUGGAACCAGUGCAACCUUAAGGUUCCGUCCAAAGUUAAGCUCAGCAACAUCAGCUUCAAGAAGAUCCAUGGCACAAGUUCAACUCCUCUUGCAGUCAAUCUUGUGUGCAGCUCAGGAGCUCCUUGUCAAAACGUGGUGAUUCAAGACAUUAAUCUGAAAUACAGUGGAAGCCAAGGCCCAAUUACUUCUAAAUGCAAGAAUGUCAAGCCCACCGUCGGCGGCGUACAGAACCCAGCGGCCUGCAUCACUUCUGCUUAAUUGAUACAAGUUGACUACUUAGUUUUUCACAUUUUUCAGUUGAAAAAUAAGUCAGCUAUACUAUGAAGGACACAAAUAUAAAGUUACUUUUUAUUUGUGUUUUGUUUUUUUUUUGGGUCCCUUUCAUGCUCAAUAGCCUAUAUAGGACAUACUGUUGUUAUGUAUUCAAAAACUGCUGAGAAAUUAUUAUAAAAUAAAGUUAA